UCUCGGCUGGGAAGGCAGCAGCCGCUCCCCACAGCCCCGGCUGCAGGGCUGGAGCCGGCACAGCGCUCUUUGCGGGCGGGGAGCCCGGCGGCUGCUCAGCUCCGCGCUGCUCUCCGCGGUUAUCCAGGGAUGUGACCUCCUGUCCCCGCUCCAGGAGGUGGCACUGACUGCCCGCUGCUGCUCUGAUAACUGGACUCCAGACAGCAACAUGACUGAACGCUUUGAUUGCCACUACUGCAAAGAGUCUCUCUUUGGUAAGAAGUACAUCCUGAAGGAGGAUAGUCCCUACUGUGUGAAAUGUUAUGAAAAUCUUUAUUCCAACACCUGUGAGGAAUGCAAAAAACCUAUUGGCGCUGACUGCAAGGAUCUGUCUUACAAGGACCGCCACUGGCAUGAAACCUGCUUCCACUGCUUCCAGUGCAAGAAUUCAUUGGUGGACAAACCUUUUGCUGCAAAAGAGGAAUAUCUGCUUUGUACUGACUGCUACUCCAAUGAAUACUCUUCCAAAUGUAAUGAGUGCAAGAAGACUAUUAUGCCAGGUACUCGGAAGAUGGAAUACAAGGGCAACAGCUGGCACGAGACCUGCUUUAUCUGCUACCACUGCCAACAGCCUAUUGGGACAAAGAGCUUCAUCCCUAAGGACAGUCAAAACUUUUGUGUACCUUGCUAUGAAAAGCAGUUUGCCAUGCAAUGCGUCCAGUGCAAGAAGGCUAUCACCACGGGAGGUGUUACCUACCGGGAGCAGCCAUGGCACAAGGAGUGCUUCGUGUGUACUGCAUGCAAGAAGCAGCUGUCUGGACAGCGCUUUACCUCCAGGGAUGAGUUUGCUUACUGCUUGAGCUGCUUCUGCAACCUCUACGCCAAAAAGUGUGCUGGAUGCACAAACCCAAUCAGCGGACUCGGAGGAACCAAGUACAUCUCUUUUGAAGAACGGCAGUGGCAUAAUGAUUGCUUUAACUGUAAGAAGUGCUCCCUUUCAUUGGUGGGUCGUGGCUUCCUCACAGAAAGGGAUGACAUCCUUUGCCCUGAAUGUGGAAAGGAUAUUUAAAGCUCAAACUAAGAGGUGAGGAAGAAGGGAGGAAAGACAUGCUUGCAAUUUAUAGUCUGAAACACAUGGAUGUUCAGAGCUAGCUUUGCCACUCUGUGUCUCACUGUACUAUUAACAUUUCUUAACCUUUUUUCUUUAUACUCUCCAAAUCUGGAGGGAAAACAACUUGAAAAUCUCUAAUAGCAGUGUCAGUGCUUAAGAUUUCUACCAAUAACAAAAAGCUAAUGCAAAACCCAUUAUGUAAAACUAUUUGACUGGUUUUGACAUAACAUACUUUUUAAAUGGUUGUUUUUUUUCCUGAAAAAUAUUCCUGUUACAAGCAAGUGAUACAGUUCUAGGAUUAAAAUGUCAAGGAUUAAAACACACAAUACAUUCGUAGAUGGAUAUUCAGGGUGAAGCCUUCAGCCCACUGAAAUCAAUGGCAAAGGCCAUUCAAUUCCAAUAAGGCUGGUGCAACCUCUGUGUUCUUGAGCUUUGUGACUAGUGUGUGCUGUCAAGUCUGUGGAAAGACUGCAAAAGUAAAGUGUAUUUCAAUGUACAUGGAUUUGUGACAUGCCAUAAAGAGAUAAUGAUGAAACAGUGGAAGUUGGAGUGCUUCAUGACAGGUACAUAUUUGAUUGCAUGUCUAGCUGAUCAUUGUGUGAGGUACAAGUUCUGAUCAUCAGUGUCAGUAUUACAGUUAGUUGACAUUACACUGCACAUUGUAUUUUUCAAAAUAAAAUUGUUUAAAAUAAAA
This is a messenger RNA of Catharus ustulatus (Swainson's thrush), 1784 nucleotides long. It is a transcript of the gene FHL2, whose product is annotated as four and a half LIM domains 2. The record is from RefSeq and is a predicted model, not a curated record. Gene Ontology annotation, molecular function: transcription factor binding; transcription coregulator activity. The coding region runs from base 209 to 1048 and encodes 279 amino acids. Gene Ontology annotation, biological process: negative regulation of transcription by RNA polymerase II; negative regulation of calcineurin-NFAT signaling cascade. Lineage: Eukaryota; Metazoa; Chordata; Aves; Passeriformes; Turdidae. Gene Ontology annotation, cellular component: nucleus; Z disc. The transcript has 6 exons.